Aspergillus niger is the source of this 1332-nucleotide messenger RNA. RefSeq lists its product as uncharacterized. The record is from RefSeq and is a predicted model, not a curated record. Lineage: Eukaryota; Fungi; Ascomycota; Eurotiomycetes; Eurotiales; Aspergillaceae. Gene Ontology annotation, biological process: transmembrane transport. The transcript has 5 exons. Gene Ontology annotation, cellular component: endoplasmic reticulum; membrane. The coding region runs from base 1 to 1332 and encodes 443 amino acids.
AUGGGCGCCAAUCCUGCCCUCCUUCAAGAUGGCAACCCCCACUCGAGCCACCCCUCCUUCCUGAACCUCGUCCUCUUGGUCUUCGAAGCCGUCCUCGAGGUCAUCUGCGUGAGUCUGCCGGGUUAUUUUGCUGCCAAACAAGGCAUGUUCGAUGCGGAUGCCCAGAAGCUGGUAGCGAAUCUCAACGUCACUUUAUUUACUCCCUGCCUGAUCUUCACAAAGCUCGGGUCCCAGCUCACAGCAGAAAAACUCACCGAUCUGGCUAUUAUUCCGGCCAUCUUCGUUAUCCAAACUCUGGUCUCUUAUUCCUGCGCCUUUGUUGUUUCGCGAUGUCUCCGGCUCAAGAAACGACCUUCCAACUUUGUCGCCGCCAUGGCGGUUUUCGGAAAUUCUAAUUCGCUCCCCAUCUCCCUCGUCAUGUCUCUGUCACAAACUCUCAAGGGUCUUCACUGGAGUCGCGUCCCGAACGAUAACGAUGAUGAAGUAGCAGCGCGUGGUAUUUUAUAUCUGCUCAUCUUCCAGCAGCUUGGCCAGCUUGUGCGGUGGAGCUGGGGCUACCACGUGCUUCUUGCCCCCCGUGAGCGUUACUUGGAAGAGGCGGAAGCGGAUCCGGAUACCACUCGCAUUGGACAGGGCCAGGAGCGAUACACGGACAACCCGGAGCAAAUUGAUCCAGAUGAGCCGUUGGUGAGAACCAGAAGCUUCGAUGAACAGACGCAAGCAUCUGGAGCAUCGCAGGAGGACUCGGAUGCCUGGAUCAGGAGGUUCUUCCAUGGGUUAUGGGAGUUCAUGAACCCGCCCUUGUGGGCCAUGCUUGUCUCGAUCGUGGUUGCCUCGGUACCAUCGCUGCAAAACUUGUUCUUCGAUGAGGGCACCUUUGUGAGCAAUUCAGUGACUCGAGCGAUCAACCAGAAUGGCCAGGUUGCUGUGCCGUUGAUCCUCGUCGUUCUGGGGGCCAAUCUUGAACGCAACACGCUUCCUAAAGAGGCGCUGGAAGAUAUGGAGCAUCCCAAGGAAGAGAAGAAGUUGAUCGUCGCUUCUCUGGUGGCCCGCAUGCUUCUCCCUACCAUCAUCAUGGCUCCUAUCCUUGCGUUGCUGGCCAAGUAUGUGCCGGUCAGCAUUUUGGACGAUCCGAUCUUUAUUAUCGUCUGCUUCCUCCUGACUGGAGCUCCGUCAGCACUUCAGCUGGCCCAGAUUUGCCAGAUCAACAAUGUCUACGUCAGCGCCAUGUCGAAGCUCUUGUUCCAGAGCUAUGUGGUGUGGAUCCUCCCGUCCACUCUUAUCCUCGUCAUGUGUGCUCUGGAGGUUGUUGAAUGGGCGUCUGCCUCCUAA